UACUAAGAAUUUUACAAAUACUCUGCUACAUUUGAGAAGUAGUGCAAAACGUCCCGACAUCUCCACGAGACAAAGGCUACUAAACAGGCAAUUCUAUAUAAACUAUGUUACAAUGCUGCUGCUGCUGACUCUUUUAAUUGCAAUGUAAAAUACAUUACAGGCUACACCCCCGAUGGAUGGGUUACAACCCCUCCAUCCCCCCGUAAUUUACGCCCAUGGGCUAACCUAAUAGUAGCUAAUAGCCCACGCUGACUUCGGACUAAUUGGCCGCGUAUGUUAUGGUCCAUGGUUAUAAUACCUAAUGUAAUGGUAACCUAUUUGCAAUCUGCAUUUUAGGAGGUAUAGCCUAUAUGCUUAGGAAAAUUCAGCAUUAACCUAACCGAGACGAUAUCAUACGUUCAUUUGGAACAGUCCGACAACGAAUCAACGUGCAGCCGAAUAGUUUUUAGCUUCCUCGAACCAUAUCGCAGCAAUUUUUCUAUCUUGUAUUUUGUGUCCAGCGGAGGGGAGGAUGUAGAUGAGACCUAGACCUAACUUUCCCCGUGAAAAACGGGGACUUCUGUCAAGGGCUUGUGCUUUCAUUUUUUUUCUGGAGGGUUACAGAAAUAACGGGACACAGUAGGAGGUUUGAGGUUGCAUUUGAGGUUGUGGAUAGUCUACAUACUUUAUAGACUAGUCUACCGUGUUUACAUAGCCUACAAUAUGAUCCUGGUUAGUUUUAUAUGCGCAGUUGUUACCAGAUCAUUGUUCAUUUUUGUUUCGCUCAUUUCUGUCUUAAGAGUGACAUUGGUUACAAAUAAUUACCUGUAUUGGUUUCUGACCUUUUUGUUCUUGCCUCUGAUUGUCGAAAUGUUUUUCACUUUGAAAAGAAGAAAAGGAAAUGGCUACAAGUGGUUUUCGCCACCUCUCUUGCUAUUUCUCAUGAGCAUUAUACCAUCUAUGUGGAUUUUGGAAUUAGACGACCACAUGAAUAAAACAAAUGAUCUUCAGUGCUGGAAACUGAACUCAGCCAAGAAUUGGACAAGCAUUAUAAAUUCCCUUAUAAACAGCCCCAUGAAAAAUGACACCUUUGAGGACCCUUUAAAAUUGCUGUCUUCUGUGUGCGCUGAUGACUGGAUUCUAGUCCUGCAUGAGAGCCUCCUGGUCCUGCUUAUUGUGGGGAAGUGGCUGCUGCCCCUCGGAGGCGGGGUGACCCGGGACAAGCUCGCACAGCUUCUCCUCAGCUUUGUGGGAACCGCCGCUGACAUACUGGAGUUCACUAACGAGACGCUCUCAGACAUAAAGGACCACAGUUCUAAACUGGUCUAUCUCAUUUUGGCAGUGUGGACAUGGAGCAUGCUUCAGUUUCCUUUUCAUCUGUCAGUGGGGAAAUCAACAGAAGACGAAUAUUGUGAGGAUCAGAGUGACUCUCUUCUGAAGAAGCAUGGAACUGAAAUCUGGAACAUCAUGCAGAGUCUCUUUAUCCAGGACGGACCCUUCCUUUUGGUCCGGCUGAUGGUCAUGAUCUACUUUGAGGUCUUGCAUCCAAUGCUGGUCUUCUUCACUGUCAAGAAUCUUCUGAUGAUAUUACUGAACCUGUACUACCUUGUUGUCAUAUGCCAGGAUUACAGAUCAUCUGCCUUGCAGGUCACAUGAGAGGGAGUUGUGGACUUGCUCACAAGAGUCAAGAAUCAAACACGAGUCAAGAGUCAAACACAUACUGAAUCCAAACACAACCGCCAAUAUGAUCAGAUAAGAUCUGUACUAUUUUUUCCGGUGAACAUAUCCGAGUUCACAAGCAGUCUAAACAGCAUAAAAGCAGAAAUAGUCAUUUUGGCAGAAUCAUCUCAAAUGGUUGUACUUCCCUUUUAAAGAAUGUGUUGUUGAAUUUAAGCUGGCUGAUACUCUUUAUAUGGGAGCACCAAUCUGAAGUGAGCUUUUUUCUGUAGAUUAUUUUCAAGAAGAUGAGUGUGAGUAAGAAUCAGGGUGAUAUGUCUGCCAAACAUUCAGUUGAGCCUCGACACAGCACCAUCCCUGUUAAUUAAAGGCAUAUGAGCUAGUGAAUCCGAGAACACAAUCAUUGUUAAGGCUGGUGGAUUUAAAAAAAUCUUUUUUCAUAGGUCGCUUGGUGUGGCUGAUUUGUAGGGGAGCCCCGUACUCUAAUAAGUGACAUUAUGUAAUAUAUUAAGGUAGAGAAAUUCUGUAACUCCCUUUGAGCCUCUGACAAAGUCAAUAUCAGAAUGUAGAAUAGAAUAUAACAAAAUAACUGUUUCUCCCUAGGUGAACUUCACUGGUUAUUUUCUCUUUUUCGGACCAUUCUCUGAAAACCCUAGAGAUGGUUGUGCGUGAAAAUCCCAGUAGAUCUGCUGUUUCUGAAAUAAUCAAACCAGCCCAUUUGGCUCCAACAACCAUGCCACUUAAAUCACCUUUCUUUCCCAUUCUGAUGCUUGGUUUGAACUUCAGCAGAUCGUCUUGACCAUGUCUACAUGCCUAAAUGCAUUGAGUUGCUGCCACAUGAUUGGCUGAUUAGAUAUUUGCAUUAACGGGUGCAGUUUGCCGGUGAGUGUAUGAUGGUAAAGCCUAGUUUAUGUUUAUUUCUUUCGUUUUGCCUGGUGGUCUAAGGUUACUGCAUGGGACAAUCUGCUCUAACCAGAUCUAACCUAGAUAGAAUGAGGAAUGGUUUACAUAUGACGUGUCUUACAGAUAUGAAUGUAUAUGAGCGCAUGGUGCACAUCUACCCUGUCUUUGUCUGCUGAACAGGGCACAAUAAUCUAAUAGUAUUUAUUACAAUUUAAUGCUCCAUUAAAUCAUUUCUAUUUUGAAAUCAACCCUUCAAAAACUGAACACUCAACUUGUUCCACAUGAGGAAAUACAUAUUAGUUUUCACAUUUGCUUUCACAUUUGGCAACAACUGUGUCACAUCACAGAAUGUUUAGACUGAAAUGUCCAAUGGGUUAUGUAAACAUAGCGAUUCUGAUGUUUGAUCAUAAAAGAUGGCCUACACUCAAGCCGUUUAGCCUUUCAACUGGCAAGGCACGCUGUCAAGUAAACAAAUGAAGAGGGGGAAAAACUUCCUGUAAAAAGUCAGCCAAAAUCCAACCCUAAGUGCUGAGAAAAAAGGAUGUGAUCCUUACAGAUCUUGAGCGUAAAACCUCAUAGAAAAAUCUCAUAGAAGGAUCUUGUAAAAAAAAUUGCAUCAGUCCAUGUGAUUUGUUAAUACCAUUAAAUUUCCAUUAUCAUGCAUGGGGGUGGAAUAUUUGUAAGUGGAUCACGGUGUGCUCUUAGGCAGAGACUGCCAAGUUUGUUUUUUUUUUCAUGUUUGGAGACUUGCACCAUGUUACAAAUCAGCGGCCAAUGUCUCAGGUGAUCUUUGUAAACAAAUCAGUCCAUUUGGUGUAGUUACUGUUGCUUAAGUUGUGUAUUGAAAGUAAACUCAUUCCAGAUGUGACAUUCUGCAUGAGAAACUAAUGUUAAUUGGAAAUGUCUGUCCGAUGAAUAAGAAGAAAAGAUGACAUAUCUCUUCAUAUUAAAACAAACCCUGUCAUAA
Molecule: messenger RNA, 3526 nt
Organism: Anguilla rostrata (American eel)
Lineage: Eukaryota; Metazoa; Chordata; Actinopteri; Anguilliformes; Anguillidae
Gene: tmem26b
Product: transmembrane protein 26b
Exons: 6
Coding region: 703-1635 (310 amino acids)
Source: RefSeq, a predicted model, not a curated record